Didymosphaeria variabile is the source of this 1950-nucleotide messenger RNA. RefSeq lists its product as uncharacterized. The record is from RefSeq and is a predicted model, not a curated record. NCBI's taxonomy places the organism in Eukaryota, Fungi, Ascomycota, Dothideomycetes, Pleosporales, Didymosphaeriaceae. The transcript has a single exon. The coding region runs from base 1 to 1950 and encodes 649 amino acids.
AUGCCCGUUCAACGAACAAUGUUCGGCCAGCCUCUUGCGCUGCGUCUGCCUCCACGCCGCUUCCAGUUGCUCUUUGUUUUUCUUCUCCUUUUCAUAGCCACCAUAUACGCCUUUGGAGCGCCUUCGCCCGCCAGCAUACCCACUUACGAACAAGUAAAAGGCGCCGUCAAAGACCCCCAUCUGCCUGAUCUGUCAGACAUAAAGGACCACAUUCCAAAGAUCCCCACCCAGCUGCCGGACCUACCCAAGCUAGAUGUCUUCAGCCCGCCUGCUCAUACACCCCCAGAGCAAGCCAACAGCACCGCGUCCAGCUCCUAUGGCGCCAUCAAGUGGCUCACCGACUUCAAGUGGCGCAAUCCCUUCUCGAACAAGAUUACCCUCGACGAAAACCGCGCCGUGCUUCCACCGCUUGCGAACCGUCCGCCGAUAUACACAUACUACGAGCCAAAACCGAAGCAAGAUAAGAAGGUCACAGAGGCGGAAAACAGGCUGAUCUUGGCAUGGCGCAGGGCCUGGUGGGCGCAGGGCUUCCAGCCCACUGUGCUGUCUCACAAAGACGCUAUGGGACCGCAAUUCGAGAUGGUGCAGCGCAUGAAGCUGGAAUCGAGCGUGGAGCUGGACAUCUUUCGAUGGCUUGCCUGGGGAAACAUGGGCGGGGGUAUACUCGCUGAUUGGUUGACACUUCCAAUGGCGCAGUACGACAACUCCAUGAUCAGCUUCCUAAGACGCGCUGAGUAUCCCAAGCUGUCAAGGGUCGAGUCCCUACAGAAUGGCAUAUUCUUUGGCGAGUCCACCCUCGUGAAGGAUGCGAUCAACGAGGCCAUCAACAAUAAAAUCCUCCAGGACGUCCCGGCGAACAAGGACAACAUUGCGAAGCUGGCCCUGCAAGAUGGAGGCAUUGUGGUCAAUUUACUUUCAGCAGACAUUGCGAUUGACAAGAAGGCCAAUGGUUUGGCGUACUACAACAUGGAUGUGGUCAAACUCACAAACACUACUCAGGUUCAAGGCCUCGACCUUCUCGCCGAUCUAAUCAACUCACACUUGCACUUGACCUUCCAGGAAACACACCCCGAUGGCAUUGCUAUCGUCAAACCACUACCGGAGCACACCACUGCCCUGACGUACAAUGCUAUUGAGAUCGGGCGUAACCUCACGCAGUGUCCAAGCUCCCCAAUGCCCAAAUCUUGCCCGCCAAACCGUCAGAAAUGCAAGCCUUGCGAUCCGAACAAGCCCUUCCCUUUCAAGCUUGUCCCUACCUUUAUGAACGCCACGAAACAAUACUCCAUCGGCACUGUACCCCACCCAUAUACCCUAACCACUCUCCACUAUAUGCGUGAAGACAUCGACGCCAACUUCCUACGCAAAGAAACAGGCCGCAACCCCUGGCUUACAGCCUUGACCAAGGAGCUCCUCGGCCCAGACCACAGUGAACUCUACCGCGUCCUCUUCUUCAAAGAAGAAGUCGCUGCCCUCCGCAAAGCCUCGCACUCCCUCUGGCUAACCGCCGAGCGCACUACACAGGCAGACCUCGAAUGGAUCUUUGGCUUUAACCUUCCGCAGUCCGCAUCCUUCAAAGAGCCAAACUCCCCUUCAAAGGACUCCGAACUCAUCAUAUUCCCACGACCCGGGGAGCCGAAAGCCAUUGAGGGUGUCCAAAUUCAGGAAGAAAGAUGGAUCAGGAAUGAAGAGCACAGAUUAAAGAAAGCGCGGGAGGCACUUUCCAAGUCACGCAAAGCGAAAGAGGAGGAUCCCGUACACCUCAAAGUGAAGGAAGUAGAGGACUGGAAUCUAGCUGAUACGGAGGCGUGGCGAUUCGCGCGGGCUUUCUCUGCGCGGAGGCGAAACGAGAGGAAAGACUGGGAGGAGAAGGAGAAAAAUUACUCGGGUUCGGAGAGAAAGGCGGGCGUCAAAAGUAGGGGUGGAGGAAGGUGGAGUGACAGAUUCAGGUAA